Molecule: messenger RNA, 315 nt
Organism: Triticum turgidum subsp. durum (durum wheat)
Lineage: Eukaryota; Viridiplantae; Streptophyta; Magnoliopsida; Poales; Poaceae
Source: the annotation of a GenBank genome assembly
AUGAAGGGAAGCGGCACCGCCGUCGUGCUGAUUCUCUCGCUCGCAGUCCUCCUCGUCCUGGGCGCCGCCGUCGCCGACGACGCCAUCAUUCGCCUCCACUCCGAUGCGGUGACGGAGGAGACGAGGCCGUGGGACUGCUGCGACCACCCCGUGUGCACCAAGAGGAGCUGGUGCGGCUGCAAGGACGUCGUCGAUCAGUGCUUCCCCACCUGCAAGAACUGCAAGCCGGCGAAGCGAGCGGACGAGUCGGCCCCUUCCGGCUACAUGUGCCGGGAGACCUACCACGGCAGUCCCGGGCCCAAGUGCAUGCUCUGA